AUGGAGGGAUAUUUCAAAAAGAACUAAACCAAUCAGACUUUCUAAGUUCGUAAAACGAAUACAAAUUUACUUCCACUUAAUCGUAGAAGUAAUUUACCCAAUAAUAACGGAACAAGCUUUCCUGUUCAAAGUGAUGACUAAAGGAAUAAUUAUAUUUUAAGUAGCUAGCAACUUAAUAAUAAGUAAUAACCGCAAUCUUUUUUAGCUUCAGGUAUAUCUUCUAAGCCAGUUAAUCCUCAAAAUAUCACUAGUGAAGUCAUUUCAAAAAAUAAUCACUUUUAGUUUAACAACAUUCCACAAACUCAGAUGCCUAAUAAUCCUACAAAUAUCAAUUAAAAGUUUACAAAUUAUAACCACUUUUCAGAGAAAUAAUUCACUCCUUUGUCAACAACUAACAAUAACAAUCCCAUUUCAAACAGCAACAACAACAACAAUUUCUUAAUAUAAAAGAAUGAGCUUCUUACAAAAACAUUUUUAAAUAAACCAACAGAAGGAUAAUUACCUCUGAAUUUAAAUUAGUAGUAGUUAAUAAACAAAUAAACUUCAGCCUAAAAUAUUCAAAACAUGUUUUAGUUCGAAACUUAAAAUUAAAAUAAUUACUCUCCAAAAAGGUAGUAAUAGCUUAUAAACGACCUUUAGCAAGAAAACUUCAACCUAAAAAGAGAAUUGUAGAAAUAUCGUGAGAAGGAUGUUAAUCUCUACUAAGAAAAUAUUAAAUUGUAAGAAAAAGUAAAAGAUUUAGAAUAGAAAUUGUAAGAUUAUGAAAACAAAGAUUAGCAAAGAAAGCUAUAGGAGUAAUAAAAGUAAUAAAGGAGAUAAAGAUAGAGAGAAGAAAUGGAGAUUUAGAGGUAAUAUGCCUAUAUGCUGGCAUUAGAGUAAAUUGAGCAAGAAAAUAAUAAUUAAAAUUAAGCCCCAAAUGUAGAUAAUAUGACAUAUGAAGAAAUUAUCAACCUGCAGGAUUAGAUAGGAUAUGUGAGUAGAGGUAUGAAACCAGAAGAUAUUAAUAAAAUAAAAGAAAUCAGAUAUGAUAAGUUGAGAAUGAAAGAUUAGAGUGCCCUAUGUUCUAUAUGUUAAUGUGAUUUUGAAAAUAAUGAAAAGGUGAAAGAGCUAAAUCCUUGCAAACACUUUUACCAUCCUGAUUGCAUCAACCAGUGGUUAAAAAACGAAAAAAAUUGUCCAGUUUGCAAAUAAUUCAUUUAAGUUUGA
Tetrahymena thermophila SB210 is the source of this 1206-nucleotide messenger RNA. Its product is annotated as zinc finger, C3HC4 type (RING finger) protein. The transcript is spliced from 6 exons. NCBI's taxonomy places the organism in Eukaryota, Ciliophora, Oligohymenophorea, Hymenostomatida, Tetrahymenidae. The record is from RefSeq and is a predicted model, not a curated record. Gene Ontology annotation, molecular function: ubiquitin protein ligase activity.